Messenger RNA from Cyprinus carpio (common carp), 1987 nucleotides. Its product is annotated as autotransporter adhesin BpaC-like. Lineage: Eukaryota; Metazoa; Chordata; Actinopteri; Cypriniformes; Cyprinidae. The transcript has 14 exons. The record is from RefSeq and is a predicted model, not a curated record. The coding region runs from base 78 to 1913 and encodes 611 amino acids.
CUUUAAAAGUCCUGGUUUGGUUGGAGCUAUGUGUAUAGUUAGUUUGUCUGUCUCAGUGGUUAAGGUUGUGGUAAAGAAUGGGUUUGAUUAAAUUUACUAUUUUGGUGUUUCUUUAUCACCAGUUGUUAUGGCGAGACAAUCUGUUGAAUGGACACAGUAACUUGGUUGGUGCAUCUAAUUCUGUACCCCUGGGAAAUGAUGGGUCCGGUUCUAAUGCCACCCGGACUCAGGAUGAUGGGCCUGGUACUAAUGGCACUUCAACUCAGGAUGACGGGUCUGUUUCUGAUGCCUCCAUGACUCAGGAUGACAGGUCUUGUUCUAACACCACUUCAGCUCAGGAUGAUGGGUCCGGUUCUAAUGGCACUUCAACUCAGGAUGAUGGGUCCGGUUCUAACACCACUUCAACUCAGGAUGAUGGGUCCGGUUCUAAUGCCACCACGACUCAGGAUGAUGGGUCUGGUAAUGCCACUUCAACUCAGGAUGAUGGGCCUGGUUCUAAUGCCACCACGACUCAGGAUGACGGGUCCGGUUCUAAUGCCACCACGACUCAGGAUGAUGGGCCUGGUUCUGGUUCUAACGCCACUUCAGCUCAGGAUGAUGGGUCCGGUUCUAAUGGCACUUCGACUCAGGAUGACGGGUCCGGUUCUAAUGCCACCACGACUCAGGAUGAUGGGCCUGGUUCUGGUUCUAACGCCACUUCAACUCAGGAUGAUGGGUCCGGUUCUAAUGCCACUGCGACUCAGGAUGAUGGGUCCGGGUCUGGUUCUAAUGCCUCAACUCAGGAUGAUGGGUCCGGUUCUAAUGCCACCACGACUCAGGAUGAUGGGUCCGGUUCUGGUUCUAACGCCACUUCAACUCAGGAUGAUGGGUCCGGUUCUAAUGCCACCACGACUCAGGAUGAUGGUCCGGUUCUAAUGCCACCACGACUCAGGAUGAUGGGUCCGGUUCUGGUUCUAACACCACUUCAACUCAGGAUGAUGGGUCCGGUUCUAAUGGCACUUCAACUCAGGAUGACGGGUCCGGUUCUAAUGGCACUUCAACUCAGGAUGAUGGGUCCGGUUCUAAUGCCACCACGACUCAGGAUGAUGGGUCUGGUUCUAAUGCCACCACGACUCAGGAUGAUGGGUCCGGUUCUAAUGCCACCACGACUCAGGAUGAUGGGUCCGGUUCUAACACCACUUCAACUCAGGAUGACGGGUCCGGUUCUAAUGGCACUUCAACUCAGGAUGAUGGGUCCGGUUCUAAUGCCACCUCAACUCAGGAUGAUGGGUCCGGUUCUAAUGCCACCACGACUCAGGAUGAUGGGUCCGGUUCUAAUGCCACCACGACUCAGGAUGAUGGGUCCGGUUCUAAUGCCACCACGACUCAGGAUGAUGGGUCCGGUUCUAACACCACUUCAACUCAGGAUGACGGGUCCGGUUCUAAUGCCACCACAACUCAGGAUGAUGGGUCCGGUUCUAAUGCCACCACGACUCAGGAUGAUGGGUCCGGUUCUAACACCACUUCAACUCAGGAUGAUGGGUCCGGUUCUAAUGCCACCACGACUCAGGAUGACGGGUCUGGUUCUGGUUCUAAUGCCACUUCAACUCAGGAUGAUGGGUCCGGUUCUAAUGCCACCACAACUCAGGAUGAUGGGUCCGGUUCUAAUGCCACUUCGACUCAGGAUGAUGGGUCUGGUUCUAAUGCCACCACGACUCAGGAUGACGGGUCCGGUUCUGGUUCUAACGCCACUUCAACUCAGGAUGAUGGGUACGGUUCUAAUGCCACCACGACUCAGGAUGAUGGGUCCGGUUCUGGUUCUAACGCCACUUCAACUCAGGAUGAUGGGUCCGGUUCUAAUGCCACCACGACUCAGGAUGAUGGGUGUGGUUCUAACGCCACCACGACUCAGGAUGAUGGGUGUGGUUCUGUGAACACCUGAUUGUUUCGGGCACUGUUUAAUUAUGUGCUGUCAUGUUUAACCAAAUAAAGAAUUUUUUUUUUUUAA